Messenger RNA from Colletotrichum higginsianum IMI 349063, 1350 nucleotides. RefSeq names its product phosphatidylethanolamine-binding protein. The coding region runs from base 1 to 1350 and encodes 449 amino acids. The record is from RefSeq and is a predicted model, not a curated record. NCBI's taxonomy places the organism in Eukaryota, Fungi, Ascomycota, Sordariomycetes, Glomerellales, Glomerellaceae. The transcript is spliced from 2 exons.
AUGUCAUCGUCGUGUAGGCAGGCCAUCCGGCCGCUGCGGCGAUGCCUGAACAACAGCAUAGCCACGCCGCUGCCCAUACGGAGGAGCCUGUCGACGACGCCCGCCCCGGCCGCCGAAGUCUACAAGGUGUCGCGCGAGCGGCCCGAGACCGUCGACCCCGUCGAGCUCAACCCCAACACGGCCGUCGCGCCCUGGGCCGAGAAGGACCUCUGGAAGGCCGGCACACCGCCCAUUGGUUCGAGACGUCGCCGUUACGCCAUCCGUACGAGCGCGAACCUGCCCUUUGAGCAGCUGCCCUACCAGGCCUUCCAGGAGGCGCGCAAGAUCCUCGCCGCCGACCGCCAGGAGAAGCUGCAAGCCAUCAUCGCCGAGAUGCAGAAGAUCAAGAGGUUGGAGGGCAUCAAGGGGGACAACGUCAGGGGAGGGGAGAAGAUGCGUCAGAGGAAGUUGGCCAGCAUGCGCCAACAUGUCGAAAGGCUUAAGAUUCUGGCCGAUAUCAACGACCCGGCCGUCAAGAGGCGCUUUGAGGAUGGACUUGGUGACAUGAACAAGCCCAUCUACCGCUUCCUCGCCGAGCGUAAGUGGCGUGCCUACGAGGCCAAGAUGAUCGAGCAGCGUAUCGCCCAAUUCAACAUCGUCCCCGACAUCCUUCCGAAACUGGAACCCACCUACGACGUCCAGCUCUUCUUCCGCCGCGCCAAGGUGCCCCCUGGCAAGGUCCUCCCCAGCAACGUCACCGAGGUGCCCCCGCGCCUGCGCGUCACCCCCUUCACGGCAGGCGAGCGCCUCGUCUCCAUCGUCGUCAUGGACUCGGACGUCCCCUCGGUCAACACCGACAGCUUCAGCAAGCGCUGCCACUUCCUCGCCGCCAACGUGCCCGUGUCGCCCACGACCACCUCCGUCCCGCUCUCCAAGAUCCGCGACCCCUCCCAGCUCGCCGUCCCCUACCUGCCCGCCUUCUCGCAAAAGGGCGCCCCCUACCACCGCCUUUCUGUCUUCAUCCUCGAGCAGGCCCCCGGCAAAAUCCUCAAUGCCGCCGUCCUCAAGGAUCUCUACUCGGCCCGCGACGGUUUCUCCCUUAAGUCCUUCCGCGACAAGUUCCAGCUCAAACCCGUCGGCUUCAACCUCUUCCGUACCAUCUGGGAUGAGAACACGGCCGGUGUGAUGGAGCGCGCCGGCAUGCCGGGCGCCGAUGUCGAGUUCCGCCCGACGCGCGUUUACUCCCUCAAGGAGCCCAAAACACCCCGCGGCUGGGAGGCCAAGCGCCAGGGUCCCAAGUACAAGCACCUGUGGAAGUACACCAAGCGCAUCAAGGGGUACUCCAACGCCAAGGGUCUCGUCAGGAGAUGA